AUGAUCGGUAUUAUGAAUGCACGCGCCACCGGCCCGGCCGGGCGCGGACCACAGGUGGGCGGGCUGACAGUGAGGACUCAAAGCCACUCUGGAAUAUUUCCUACCUCUACAGAAAGCGUUGCUGAGGAGAAGCCGAAGAAGCCCCUCCCUGCUGACCUGUACUAUGAAUAUGAGGAGCUUCACUCCAGACCGUCCGUCACAGCUGACUCCCACAUCCCAGAGAACCUGCUGCACCUCUCGUAUCCCUGCUUAACGGCUGGAUCCAGUCAUUCCUUUGGCUACGACAGUGGCCGCAGGGCCAACCUGAAGCUGCUGGACGACACAACCCUGAUGUUCAUAGCUGGGAACCUGCUCGUGCUGCUGGACGUUUCCACCAGGGAGCAGCGGUAUCUGCGCUCCUGCGGGGGGGGAGGAAUCGGAUCCAUCACGACACACCCGACCAAGAAGUACUUUGUUGUGGCAGAGAAGGGGAAGAACGCCAGCAUCAUAGUCUACGAGUACCCCUCUCUGAGACCCUACCGCGUCCUCAGAGGGGGCACAGAGUGGGGCUACGUCUCCGUGGACUUCAGCCGGGACGGGGACCUGCUGGCCAGCGUGGACAGUGCUCCCGACUACAUGCUGAGUCUGUGGGACUGGAGGCAGGAGGAGCUGAUGCAGAGCUGCAAGGCCGUCCCCCAGGAGGUCUUCCGGGUCAGCUUCUCCCCGUUUAACCCGGGACUCAUCACUUCAUCGGGAUUCGGACACAUCAGGUUCUGGAAAAUGGGCACCACGUUCACAGGCCUCAAACUCCAAGGGGUCAUGGGUUAUUUUGGAAACACUGUUGCAAGUGAUAUUGAUGGCUACGUGGAACUUCCUGAUGGAAAGGUCAUUUCAGGCACAGAAUGGGGAAAUUUACUGCUUUGGGAUGGAAAUAGCGUCAAGGUUGAGAUCACUCGUAAGGAAGGCCAGAAGUGCCACACCGGGACCGUACAGCCAUUUACCCUCGAAGACGGACAGCUGAUGACCUUUGGCUCUGAUGGAGUUAUCCGGGGCUGGGACUUUGAGAGGAUCAACACAGCCAGCACCGAAAGCAGCCGCUUUGAGCUGGAGCCCUUCAAUGAGAUGGUGGUGGGACACAAUGUUUGCCUCUCCUUUGUUACCAGGAGCUCCACGCCCGACUCCUUCAUCUGGUUUGCUCAGGAUUCUAACGGAGCCAUCUGGAAACUGGAUCUCUCAUUUACCAACACGGCCUCUGAUCCAGAGUGCCUGUUUUCCUUCCACGCCGGGGCGAUCCAGGGAAUGGAUGUGUCGAAGAAAUCUCACCUGAUGGCCACGACGGCGAUGGGCCACUCGGUCAAAGUGUUUGACUUCUUGGCAAAAAAGGAGCUAACAAGUAGCCGAUUCAGCCAAGGUGGGACUGUUCUCCGCUGGGCCCCGCCUCUGGUGGACCAGAGCGGCCUACUGCUGACGGGCUUUGAGGACGGGGUGGUCCGCCUGCUGGAGCUCUACAACCCCCAGAAGCUGCAUGUUGACACAGGGCGCAGCGUUGAAGCAGACGCCAAGCUGUGCCUCAAACAGGCCUUCAAACCUCACAACGCCCACGUGACUGCUUUGGAAUUCGACCGAAAUGGAGAAAUCCUCGCCACUGGGAGCGCAGACAGCACAGUGUUUUUCUUCACGGCUGGGGAAAAGUACGACCCCAUCGGUUUCAUCCAUGUUCCUGGGCCAGUACAAGCGCUGGAGUGGUCACCCAAUUCCCAUACUGAAAACAGGCUGCUGGUCCUGUGUCGGACCGGACAUGUAAUGGAGGUGGCAUGUCCUGAUCCGGAGGCUCAGAAACAGGCCAAAACCUUCCAGCUACCGGAACUGCCCAGCAGAACCUUCCGCUUCAGGAGCAUCAAAUCUCGGAUCAGGAGAGAUGAGGAAAUUGCGAGACGUCAGGCUAUCAAGGACAAAAAAAAAGAAGAACGGAAGAAGAAGGAGGAGGAGGAGCAGGAGGAGGAGGAGGAGGAGGAGGAAGAAGAAUUGCCACCUAUCUACAUCCCAGAUCCUCCGAGUCCUCUGUGCUGUGGCUUCUACUCCCAGCCGGGCCAGUUCUGGCUCUCCAUGGGAGGGUUCGACUCGGGUUUCUUGUACCACUGUAAGUUCUCUGAGGAUCAGGAUAAGGAUCCCAAGCAGCGGCAAGAUGAACCUUUUGACUUCCUGUGUAUAACUGAUGCAGAUGAGGACCCUAUUUACACCAUGACUUUCAGCUCCGACCGGCAGCUGCUGCUCUGUGGCAUGCACUCGGGGGCCAUCAGAGUGUACACCCUGCAGCCCGGGGACCAGAGCCUGGCCUCCAUGCAGGCCUUCUGGGCCCUCAGCGUCCACGACAACCACUACGGACACCUGCGACACGUCCGCUGCAGCUACGACGACCUCUUUGUGCUGACCGCAGGGGACGAUGGGAACAUCUUCUCCUUCUGCCUGCUUCCUCCAGAGGAGUUACAGAAAAGCCUGCAGAGAAAGAGGGCCAAGAUUCCCUCUCCUAGGGUUGGCCUACAGAGUGAUGCUUUGGCUCUGGACAUUGAGGACCCAUCAGCCUACAGCUUGGAGACGGCAAAGCAGAAGCUGGAAAAUGACCAGCUGCGUCGGGAGGCGGAGCUCAAAGUAGCAGAGACCCAGAAGCAGCUCGCCGAGCUCCAGAAAAAGUUUAAACAAGUGCUGAACAACAACCAAAGUCUCCCUGAGCAUGUCCGGCUCAAGCCUGAGGAGCUGCAGCUGGACCGUCGUUUCUAUGAACACACAGAGAGGCUGAAGGCCCAGAAGGUGAUGGAGGUCAGACGACAGAUGGCCUGGGAGCAGGAGCGCUGCAACAUCGCGCUCAGAAAACUUCAGGAACGGUUCAAGGACUCAAUGGAGACCGACCUCGUCACUGUGGUGGCCAUCCACACCAACCACAGAGUGUCCAUGUACCGCCUGCUGACGGCUGCCAAACCUCUGGCCGGGCCCCAGAGCACCGCCAGCCAACCGGACCGAGACACAGAGGCUGCCAUCGAGCGCAGGAAGUCCAGAGCCGAGGCUGGAAAAGACAUCCACCAAAUCGAGGAGGACGAGGUUCUGUGUCCUCCGGUGCCUCAACCAGCAAAGGUCAAGUUAGGAGAUAGGCAGGAGGAGAGGCUCAAAAAGGCCUCGGAGAAAGCCGAGCAAGCUCGAGCCAAAAUAGAGAAAAGGAAGCAGGAAUGGGCCCAAAUUUAUGCAGAGAAGCCAGAUGAGGACUAUGAGGAUCCGGAGGAUGUUCGGGCCAUCCAAGAGGCCAAAGACAACGUGGGAGACGUCAUCCGAGCGAAAAACAUCAGAGUGAACGCUGAGGGGAAGAGACAGGAGCUGAUUGCCCUGGAAGAGAAACUAAUUUAUUGCUACCACUCUCACGAGGUGCGGGAAAGGCAGACUGAGAUGAACCGACGGAUUGUGGAGCUGCGCGACGCAAAGCUGUGCCUGGUGUCCUGGCUGGGAGCUCAGGCCGAGCGGCUGAGCAGGGUCCAGCAGCACCUACCCCCCCAUCUCCACCGGCCACUGCCCUCCCUGCCCGUUAUUUCACUGGUAGAAACCCCAGAGAAGAGACUGCAGUGCAGCGCUGCCACUCUGGAGAAAUACCGAUUGCUGAGAGAGAAGAGGUUGGGAAAGAAAGUGGGGCAGGGGGAGCGGGAAGGAGGCCUGAGCUUAUUAGAGCAGCUGGAGAAGGAGGAGAUGAAAGAGAGUGAGAGAAGAGAUGAAGAGAAGCCUGGUCCUCUUACAUUUGCAAACAUAGAAGAAGAAAAAGAAGAAGAAGAAUCAGAAGAGGGGACGGCGGUGAAAGAAGGAGCAGAGCUGAGUGAUCUGGUGGAGGAGCUGCAGAGGGAGGCAGAGAUCAGCUUCCUGCAUGAGCAGAGCUGCCUGCUGGAGCAGAUGGAGGACGCCACGCGGCGGUUCGACGCGGAGCUCCUGAAGCUGCGCCGGCAGAGGGUCAGUCUGGACUGCCAGCUGAAGCUGGCCGACCUGCGGCUGCUGACCCUCUCCCAGGAGAUGCUGCUGCUCAAGCAGUUCGAGAAGAAGGAGGGCGUCCUGCAGGAGAAGCUCAACGAAUGCGUUCAGGAGGAGAAGAGCAUCAUGUCAAAACUGGAGGAGUGUAAUGAGGAGCUGGAGGUGAGGAAAAGAGACAUAGCUAAGCUGCAGGAGAGAGACAAGGCCUUGACGGCCGCCUUCCAGGCCUCGCUGGGGGAAAACCAUCCCUUUGAGGAAUAUCUCACCAAAGUCUUCAAGAAGAAGGUCGUACGAGUGAAGAAAAAGGAGCAGGGAGGAGGUGACGAGGAAGCGAAGGACAGUGAUGAGGACUCUGAGGAGGACAGUGAUUGGGACGAUGACUUUGACAGCGAGACGGAGGCAGAGGGAGCAGCUCUGGAUGACAGCAUCUGCCCCCCCGGCUGUGCCCGGGCGCUGUUUGAGAACAGCCUGCAGCUGCGGGAGCGCCGGCUGGACCUGGAGGAGCUGCUGGUGGAGGAGAGGAGGAGCAGCGACGCCCUGAAGAAGGAGAGCGAGACCCUCAUGAAGAAGUGGAAGGUGGUGAAGAGCAGUCGUCAAGUGGUGGAAAAUCAGUUGGAGUUACUCGACAAGGAGAAACUGAAGAAAAUAAACGAACUGAACAUUGUUGUUCCUUUCCGACUGCACCAGAUUAAGUAUGUGACUGAGGGCUGCGUGCCGGCGGACCUGAGCGAGGCGCUGGUCCAGGACCGGUCAGAGAUGCACCGGCUGCAGCGCCGCAUCCUCCAGCUGGACGGAGAGAAGCUGUUUCAGAAGGACCGCUGCCGUCAGACCAGCCUGCAGCACGUCCGGCUCCGCCACGAGCUCAAGGACCUGGCUGCCCGCAUCCAAGUGCUGGAGGCCCAGUGCAACGAGCUGAUGAUGAUAAAGUUCGGGCGGCUGGUGGAUCUGGAGGCCCUGCAGAUGGUGUCUGGGAACAGGCGGCUGGAGGAGCUGAAGUGGGAGAAGCUCCUCAAAGAGGCCGCGCACGCCAAGGAGAUCAAACACUGGGAUGUGUGUGUUCCUCAGAGCUCAGCAUCAGGAGCAGAGCGGACGCCUGACGCCGGUCUGACGGCUCCACCUCUGGCUGUGUGUGUUUUUGAAAUCCAGGCAAAGGUGGAGGAGGCUAACGGGGCUCUGAUGGAGGUGACCAGGUGCAACACGGAGCACCUCCGCAUGACCACCCGCCUCCUGGAGCAGAAGAAGGAGCUGGAGUUUAAGCUCAGUGCCAGGCAGAGCAAAAUGGGCAGGCAACAGUUCCAGGACCACAAGAGACAUGUGGACCAGGAGGCCAUUCUAAAGCUGCAAGAGCUGGUGAAGAGACAGUCCCGGCAGAUUGAAACCCUCAAUAAAGAGAUCCAACUCCUGUCCUCCAAAGGAGGCCACAUUCUGCCCCCGGACCACACCAGACUGCCCCCCAUUUCCCCCCUGCCAAGCCCAAUGGGCGAUAUGCACACUGGAAAGCAAAGACCGUUCCAGGGCCCAAAGCUUACCUCUUAGACGACUGAUUCUGGUCCGAGGCAAAAACAGGAUGAUGGUCAGACCCACUGCUGGAUCCAUGUUAUCUCAGCAGGGCCUUCCUCCCAGUUCUGCGUGGACUGAUUGUGGAAAAUGCAUCAACAGUUGCUCUGCCAGGUGUUAGUGUUCUGUACCUUAGAUGGAACAAGGUGUAUACAUAGACUAAAUGAGAAAUGAUGAUUAUUAUUAUCUCCCUAAA
Molecule: messenger RNA, 5734 nt
Organism: Menidia menidia (Atlantic silverside)
Lineage: Eukaryota; Metazoa; Chordata; Actinopteri; Atheriniformes; Atherinopsidae
Source: the annotation of a GenBank genome assembly